This is a messenger RNA of Mycena indigotica, 1845 nucleotides long. RefSeq lists its product as uncharacterized. Gene Ontology annotation, biological process: translation. Bases 1 to 1845 code for a protein of 614 amino acids. Gene Ontology annotation, molecular function: structural constituent of ribosome. The record is from RefSeq and is a predicted model, not a curated record. Gene Ontology annotation, cellular component: ribosome. Lineage: Eukaryota; Fungi; Basidiomycota; Agaricomycetes; Agaricales; Mycenaceae. The transcript has 4 exons.
AUGAGCCGACGCCGUCCACAACUCAAUCAACUAGUUUCUGGAGAAUGCUCUACAGAACUGCAGGCAACAACAAACCGUCCAAAAUAUGAAGAAGAGACACCUAAUCGGCCUUUGAAGCGAUCUUGCACACCGCCAGUUUCACCAAACAAUCAUAAACGUCCACAAAUUUCGAAUAACUCGAGCUCGGGGUCUCUUCCAAUGUACCAAUGGGUCCAUCUCAAGGCAAGCGACCCCGAGACGGGGAUCCGAGCCGGCCAACUAGCCCUCGUCGUUGCACAAGACACUCUGAUUACUGUCGUCCCUCGAGAACGGUUACACGGAAGCAGCUCAUCAUCAACACGAACCAUACAAUCCAACACACUCGCAGAGUUGCAACUUGACGACGGAACGCAUCUUCCAAGUAUGGUAAAUAUCGCCCCACAACCUUCUCCCUCCGAUCUACAUCUCUGGGAGCAACUGGCGACCGAUGCAAAAUGGUUCCAGACGGCCUACUGUCGACAACAAGGGGCGGCUUUCCUCCCGGGUUGUCGAGUGGUCCUUCCAUUCGGUGGGAGUGGCUUUAUCAUGCAGCUUUCGCCAGACGGCACAGCUCAAGUCCGGGUGGCUGUGAACAACGCACCAUUCAGCGCCCUCGACCCAAAUUUUGUCCAACGACUGCAAACCCCAAUGCAUGAAGAUGAUGUUGUUACGUUCGACAUGUCGUGUCUUCGCCGACAUUUAUUCUCGGGAAUCCCCGCGCCGCUGGUCGGAGAUCGCAUUUAUGUCGUCCGUGGUAGAGAACGAGGAAUGCUGGGACGCGUUAUUUCCAUCGACUCUGGCCAAGACCCUUUGGUCAUAGUUGAAACAGAACAGUAUCACACGAGGGAACAAGUGCCGAUGUCUUGCAUGGUCCGGCACUUCGUCGAGCGGGAUCUCGUCAAAAUCGUCCAUGGCUAUCAUGCUGGCGAAGUUGGUACGGUGAUUAGGACCUUCCCUUUGAUUGAAAGUGCCCGCAAAGGUGUCCUCGACAGCGCGAUUGAGGUAUUUCCAUUGAAUGGACCAGAGAGUCCCGGCCCAAAAGGCUAUAAAGUUUGUCGUGUUCUUACCCAACACGUCGUGUUCUGGCAUAGGGAAGAGCCUUUGGAGCAGCCGAGAAAACCAGAACCAGAACCAGACAACGCUUGUCGAUCCUCGUCUGGCUAUUCGCGUGUGUUGGCUCAGCGUGUGGCAUUUUGGGACGACAAUGUCAACUCACCAUCUUCCUACUCGCCUUCAAGUGCAUCCGGUACCCCGGAACAUCUUUCCCCUCUCGUCAACUCAUCACCACAGCCUGAUGUUCACCAAAUUGGAAACGAUGAGGGACGCUGGCUUUGCAUACCCACACUUUCCGGAAAGCGUAUCGAUGUUAUCAUCAUGCCAAUACGACACGGCCGGGUCACCAACGUCCAAGCAGAUGCGGUUGGCAGGAGUGGGUUUAUCGAACUUGAUCAGCCUCUAACCGAGGCGUUGCUCAAAGUUCCAAUAAACGUCUAUGUAGAUGGCCUCCAGAAGCGAAUCAGACUAGCCCCCAAGUGGCUUGCACCUAUGCGAAGCGCAUUACCCCAGCCGGUUCAACCCACCCAGGAUGUUUCGAUUGCGCAGGCAGCCAAAGGCAGGGUUGUCAUCAUCGGGCCGGAUGUCCGGGGGAGUGUCUCCCAGUUGGGCCAGUACGCAAAUAUUACUGGUGCGGGACCUGGGGAUGUAGUUUUGGUUCAAUUCGAGAGAGAGUGGUUCGAGCCAGUGUCGCAGGCACAGUUCCACUUGCAGAGUCUUUGUCGGUCGACAAAUCUUGAUGGCAAGCAGACCAAGGCGACGAGAUUUUAUUGA